Molecule: messenger RNA, 3544 nt
Organism: Thermothelomyces thermophilus ATCC 42464
Lineage: Eukaryota; Fungi; Ascomycota; Sordariomycetes; Sordariales; Chaetomiaceae
Exons: 5
Coding region: 108-3398 (1096 amino acids)
Biological process (GO): protein import into nucleus
Cellular component (GO): nucleus; cytoplasm
Molecular function (GO): nuclear import signal receptor activity; small GTPase binding
Source: RefSeq, a predicted model, not a curated record
ACCUUCCUCCGGCUUCCCCUCGUUUCACGACGCGCCCGGCAGCCAAAAGCCUCGAUCAAAUCUCAACCCAAUCCGACUUAUACGUUCGACGCCAGUCGCUGGUUAACAUGUCAGUCUUGCCGGCUGAGGUCAACGCCCAGCUGGCCCAGCUGCUUCAGCAGCUCCAGUCGGCCGAUAACAAUAUCCGGUCGCAGGCCGAGGAUGUCCUUCAGAACCAGUGGACGAGCCAGCGACCGGAGUGGCUGUUGAUGGGCCUGGCCGAGCAGAUUGGCACCUCAACCGACCCGUCUAUGCGAUCCUUCGCGGCAGUCAUUUUCCGUCGCAUAGCCUCCAAGACGCGAAAGAUUGGCAACUCAGACAAUGUCGACAUGUUCAUUUCUCUAGACAAGGAACACGGCACCGUCAUCCGCGGCAGGCUUCUGGAAACCUUGAUCGCGGAGAACGAUAAGACCGUCCGCAACAAGAUUAGCGAUGCCGUUGCCGAGCUCGCUAGGCAAUAUUAUGACAGCAAUGAUUCGUGGCCAGAGCUGCUCCAGGUUCUCUUCCAACUCAGUCAGGCGCCGGACGCGGGCAAGAGGGAGACAGCCUUCCGCGUCUUCACCGCGACACCGGGCAUCAUUGAGAAGCAGCACGAGGAUGCCGUAGCCCAAGCAUUCGCGCAUGCCUUCGAAGACGAGUCGGUAGCGGUCCGCCUCGCUGCAAUGGAGGCCUUUGCCGCCUUUUUCCGCAGCUUGUCCAAGAAGAACCAGGCCAAGUACCACGUUCUCCUUCCCGAAGUUCUCAACAUCCUGCCUCCUAUCAAGGACUCCCAAGACUCGGAGGAUCUCAGCAAGGCCCUCGUUGCUCUUAUCGACCUCGCGGAGGGAGCGCCCCGAAUGUUUAAGCAGACGUUUAACGUCUUGGUCCGAUUCUGCAUAACGGUGAUUCAGGACAAGGAGCUUAGCGACCUUUGCCGCCAAAAUGCCCUGGAGCUUAUGGCUACUUUUGCCGAUUAUGCGCCGUCGAUGUGCAAGAAGGAUCCCAACUAUACCAAUGACAUGAUUACCCAAUGCCUCAGCCUGAUGACCGAUCUCGGCGAGGACGAUGACGACGCUGCUGAGUGGCUUGCAGCAGACGACCUCGACGACCCGGAAAGCGACCAAAACCAUGUUGCUGGCGAGCAUUGCAUGGAUCGUCUCGCCAACAAGCUCGGCGGCCUGGUUGUCUUGCAACCAACGUUCAACUGGCUUCCCCGCAUGCUGUCAUCUCCUGCAUGGAGGGAUCGCCAUGCUGCCCUCAUGGCGAUAUCUGCUAUCUCGGAGGGCUGCAGGGACCAGAUGAUUGGCGAGCUGAAGCAGGUUCUUGAGCUGGUCGUUCCUGCGCUGAAGGACCCCCAUCCACGUGUCAGAUGGGCGGGAUGCAAUGCGCUGGGUCAGAUGAGCACCGACUUCGCUCCCGUAAUGCAAAAGGAGUAUUACGAUGUCGUUCUCUCGGCCAUUUUACCAGUCCUUGACUCUCCAGAGGCCAGGGUCAAAUCCCACGCCGCCGCCGCUCUCGUCAACUUCUGUGAGGAGGCUGAGAAGAGCGUGCUGGAGCCUUAUCUUGAUGGGCUGCUGACCGCACUUUACCAACUCCUCCAAAACGAGAAGCGAUAUGUCCAAGAGCAAGCCUUGUCCACGAUUGCCACCAUCGCCGAUGCCGCCGAGCAGGCGUUCUCCCGGUACUAUGAUACCUUGAUGCCCAUUCUAGUGGGUGUCCUUCGUCGCGAGAACGAUAAGGAGUAUCGACUGCUGCGGGCGAAGGCGAUGGAAUGCGCGACACUGAUCGCGCUCGCGGUGGGAGCUCAGCGGCUGGGCGGCGACGCCGCGAUGCUUGUCCAGUUGCUGGGGAGCAUCCAGGACUCUGUCCAAGAUCCUGAUGACCCGCAGGCUCAGUACCUGAUGCACUGCUGGGGCAGAAUGUGCCGUGUCAUGGGCAAGGCUUUCCUCCCCUAUCUUCCGAAAGUCAUGCCGCCGCUUCUCGAACUGGCGAGUGCCAAGGCCGACAUUCAGCUUCUCGACGACGAAGAGCAGAUCGAGAAGUUCCAGCAAGAGGACGGUUGGGAGCUGGUGCCACUCCGGGGUAAGACCAUCGGCAUCAAGACCAGCUCGAUGGAUGACAAGCACAUGGCUAUCGAGCUCCUGGUAGUCUACGCUCAGGUGCUUGAGGAAGAGUUUGCUCCCCAUGCGGACGAAAUCAUGGAGAAGAUUGCCUUGCCCGGGCUUGCUUUCUUCUUUCAUGAUCCCGUGCGAUUCGUGUCCGCCAAGCUUGUUCCUCAGCUGCUCAGCUGCGUCAAGAAGGCGUACGGACCCCAAUCUGAGCAGCUCGCGGCUCUCUGGAGCAAGACGGUCGACAAGCUUCUCGAAGUUCUCACGGCCGAACCAGCAGUUGACACACUCGCAGAGAUGUACCAGUGCUUUUAUGAGUCAGUCGAGGUCAUCGGUCGCCCCUGCCUGACCGAUCAGCAUCUCGCCCGAUUCAUUGAGGGUGUCAACUCGACGCUAGAGGACUACAAAGAUCGUGUUGCACAGCGCGAAGAGGAGCGCCGCGGCGUGCCUGCCGAGGAUGCCGAAGACGAACAGGAAGAGCUACUUCUGGCCAUCGAGGAUGACCAGACACUGCUCUCCGACAUGAACAAGGCGUUCCACUGCGUGUUCAAGUAUCACGGAGUCAACUUCCUGCGCCACUGGGAGCACCUGCUUCCCACUUACCAGGGCUUCCUCAAGUCGAGCGAUCCGACGCAGCGGCAAUGGGGACUGUGCAUCAUGGAUGAUGUCUUGGAGUACUGCGGCCCUCAGAGCAGUCAAUAUGCAAACUACAUCACCCAGCCGCUACUGCAAGGCUGCCAGGACCCGUCGCCUGCCAUCCGCCAGGCGGCAGCAUACGGCAUUGGCGUGGCGGCGCGUCACGGCGGCGAGGCAUGGUCGGCAUUCCUCGGCGGAGCUGUGCCCUUCCUGUUUGAGGCCAUGCGUGUUCCUGAUGCGCGCAACGAGGACAACGUAUACGCAACUGAGAAUGCGUGCGCCGCCAUUGCCAAGAUUCUCCAUUUCAAUGCUUCAGCCGUCACGCAGCAGGAUCAGAUCAUCGCCGAGUGGCUCAACACUCUGCCCAUCACAAAUGAUGAGGAAGCGGCGCCAUACGCAUACCUCUACCUCGCGGAGCUUAUCGGCAAGCAACAUCCGGCAGUCACAUCGCAGGCGUCGCGGAUAUUUGUGUAUGUUGCCCAGGCUCUGGAGGCAGAGGCUCUCGCCGGACAGAAUGCUGCACGAGUUGUUGCAGCAACCAAGCUUCUGCUGGAAGGUACCAACACAGACGUUACACCACUGCUGCAACAAUUCACGCCAGAGGCGCAGAACGUCAUUCGGGCACACUUCGCCUAGGAACGAUAUGGCGGAGGCCAAUGCGUGCGUAUGUUCCAGCCCGGCUCGAUGAAUCUUGGGAUAUGGAAGGCCGCCCGACAGAAGCAAAGGGGGCAUACUUGGCGACGGUGGUUGAUGUCGCUGGCAGCCGGGUUGAGCUGCGCGAC